AAGAGGGGGCGGGGUGGCGGCGAGUGUGCUGUUCUUCCAGUCUCUUACCAGUGUCUUUGUCUCACACUCUUUUGUUAGCCAUGCCUAGCUUGCUGGUUCUAGCAGGGAUCAUGGAGAAAAAUGGGGGCUACGGCGGGGAUUUGGCCGGCUCCUGCUUCGGCAGCGAGGGCCUCCUGGUGCCGCCCGAGGAGGAGGAGGACGAUUCCCGUGCCCUUAGAGUUGCGCUGGGCCAACUGUCGCUGCUGGGUCUUGGAGAGGGCGAGGACGGGGCUCCUGCGGGUGGAGGUGGAGGAGUUCAAGACAGGAGUAACAAUAACCACCACAAUCACAUCCAAGCCGAAUCUGGGAUGUUACAAGGGAAGAACAAGUUAUGCGCCUUGUACGACAGCUCGCCCACCGAAACCAAAGGACGGGGCUGCAACAUAACGGAGUGCGUCCCCGUGCCAAGCUCCGAACAUGUGGCCGAAAUAGUGGGGAGGCAAGGUUGCAAAAUCAAAGCUUUGCGUGCAAAGACAAACACCUACAUCAAGACCCCCGUCCGAGGCGAAGAACCAGUCUUCCUCAUCACCGGCCGCAAAGAGGAUGUGGCCCUGGCCAGACGUGAAAUCAUCUCAGCUGCGGAGCACUUCUCCAUGCUGCGGGCCUCCAGGAACAAGUUGGGCGUCUCUUUCAGUGGAUCGCCUCCUGCACCGUUACCUGGCCAGACCACCAUACAGGUGCGGGUUCCCUACCGCGUCGUGGGUUUGGUGGUUGGACCGAAAGGCUCGACUAUAAAACGCAUCCAGCAGCAAACGUGCACUUACAUCGUGACUCCGAGCCGUGACCGUGACCCUGUCUUUGAGAUCACCGGCUCCCCUGGGAACGCAGAACGGGCAAAGGAAGAAAUUGAGGCGCACAUUGCCUUCCGCACGGGUGGCCUGCAUGACCACAACAAUGAGAACGACUGCUUGGGACCUGACAGCGGCAACGGGGGUCUGGAGAGCCGCCUGCAGCAGGUGUGGGGGCUACAGGGGGCCCCGCGCAAACCGCUUGCCAGCAGCUACCGCCAGAAUUUCUCAGACGCCAUGGUCGGAAGUAGUGGAGGAGGAGGAAGUGGGAUUUACAGUAAAGGUGACUUUACCAACCAUGGCAGUGGGGACAAGCCAUGCUCCUACUUCGGAUCUGAGGGCACUCAAAGCUGGGGCGAUCCCGACUAUCCCAAACAGGUGGCUUACUACGCCCAGCAGCGCUCCAAAAGCUUUGGAGGCCUGCCUCUUCCUCUGACCAGACUGUCGCCGGGACUGCCUGAACCAUGCGGCACUGGAAACUCCAACGCUGUCGGGUCUCCUCACGCCCAGGCGCGCCGCGCCCACAGUGAGCCCACCGCUGUCACAGCCACAUUCACCGGACGUCUCCCCGUGCCGGAUUCUCCGCCUGCCGUGGCUCGAGAGUGCAUGACCUGUUUUGAGAGCAAAGUGACCGCCGCUCUGGUCCCGUGUGGUCAUAACCUCUUCUGCAUGGAGUGUGCCAUCCGAAUUUGUGAGCUAAACCAUCCGGAGUGUCCUGUCUGCCACACCCUGGUCACACAGGCCAUCCGGAUAUUCUCCUAAAAAGUCGUUGUUGUUUUUUGUUGUUGUUUGCUUUGCUUUGUUUUUGUUAUUUUGUGGUUCGUUUUUACUCUGUAGAAUCAGUUCACUUUUAAUCUUUUUUUAUUUGGUCAGUAUUCACUUUUUUAUUUUUCAGAAAACACAAAACCAAAACAAGCAAAUAUUUUAGAACACACUGCUUGGUUUACUAAAAAAAAAGAGGAAGAAGUAUUUUCAGAUUUUUCUUUUAUAUGUACACAUAUAUACAUAUAUAUUUUAUAAAAGUUUCUUUAAAAAUGGAAAGAACGUAGUUCUUAGCAUGUUGGUUUCUUUUAGUUUAUUUAAUUAUUUUACUGGUGCUGUUUUUUUCCACAUGGUGUGUGUGGAUGGUAACAGAAGAAAUAAUGUGAACAUUUUACACUUUUCCUUUGCUGGGAAGGUUUAUUAUUAUAUAAAAAAUAUCAUUACAAGUUUAUUUCCUAAGAUUGGAGUAUAGUUUUUUUAAGGCAAACUAGAAUCUUAAAUCUUUGCACCUUAAAACUGAUGUAAAGUGAUUGUUACAAAAAAAACAACAACAACAUUACAUUUUUAGAUGUCUAUACAGAAUAGAUGGUAUAGAAAUAGGGGCUGAUAUGUACAACCUGAUGGCUUUAAAUUUGGAUCAUAUUCUAAACGACAAUUAUGUAGUGUCUGCUUUGUAAAUCAAAUUGAACGGGUAAUUGACGAGUAAAACAGGGAGUUUCUUUUUAUUCAUUUUGUUUUGUUUCUGCUCCAGUGAGCCUGUUAUGUGAUGUAUCUAAAACGGUCUUAUUAGGUACAAUACGAAAAAAACUAUUUGAGCAAACUGAUUGGUCAGCUCAAAAAAACCUUGGAAUUCAUCCAGCAUUCUGUUUUCAAGAGGACUUUCCCGGGUUCUUUCAGUAACGUUUUUAUUCUUUUUUCUGCACUCAGUCAGUAUGUUUAUGAAUUUUUCUUUCUCACAGUUAUUUAGUAGAAGGCUGAGCAUAAGGCAUAAGAUGAAGAACAAAAAAAGCAGAGGGGGCAAAUGAGGGGAGGGGGUCUGUAAUCUGAUCCUGAAUAGACCAAAUAGAUAAAAGCAAGCAAGACUCCGAGCUACCGUACUAUGUAAAUCACCCAUUCCCGAGGUGCAAAGCGUCCUCUGACUGUCCGUCUGUGCUGAGGCAGGUGCUGCAUAUCGUACUUUAGAUGAAGUUUUAUGUAUUUUCUGAGAGUCUGGCUUGUCGGGGGAUGACUGUGCUCUAAAUCUACAAACCGCUCAUUCGCUGUAAUAACUCCAGAUCUCCUCCCAGUGAGUGUAUUGUUUUGUCGCAGUGGUGGUACAAUCCCCGGAGCGCCCCGACAUGGCCUGCCCUAGGAGGAGCUGAUAAUUAGCCAUACAUCAGAGUCCAGGUGCAAAGCAACUGCUGUAGGAAGGAGGGGUGGCGUACAGUGGCGUGAAUGAGGACGGAGACGCCGCACGGGUCUAAACUAGGUGCAGCUGGGGCCCCUCCUGUUGAUCGCUUGCCCGCUCUCGUUCUGGUAUUCCCAUUGGGGAGAAAAGGGGCCUCUUUUGUCCUGCCAUGGGGUGGAAAAAAAUUCAAAGAGAAAAGCUGGCCGUUCUGAGUAGAGAGUGUGACUAGAUAGACCUAAAGCAUUUUUCUUCUGAGAUUUCUCGUUUAAUGUGCACCAGAGACAGGCCGUCGAAGUUUCCAUGGAGUCUUCCUUCAUGAGCGGGACAUCCUGCCGUGACCCCCUCGAGACAGGCCUGCCAGUACACGGUCACGAGCAGCCAAUCGGAGAACAACUUUGAACUCCACAGUGAAAUCAGACAAUUGUAAAUGACAAGAAAGCAGGGGGAGAAACGCCCAAUUUGGUGUCCGCUCAUGCUGAAUCAAAUUACACACCCACUGCCUGUCUCAUUGCAGGCUGGGGGAUUUCGGGAUAGGGGAUUAGAGUGUUCUGAGGUUGGGAAACUAUCUUUUUUUCCCCUUGCUAGAAGGCCACUACAAAAGAACGGAGCCACUGAAAAUGCACUCAGAUUGAAAUGGGUCAGUUUUUCCCCCAUCGAGCCUCUGCGCGCCAUUGCCACAUGUGCGCGGUGUUAGAAGAUAUGCUAGGGUAAGCCUGUGAUUGUAUUUAACUUACUAUAACGAUUUACCUUUGAGCCAUUAGCAUCUUAGAUAUUGGUUCUGAAAAACUUUUGACUGUUACAGCAGAUAUAUUUUGUUUGCUUCAUCUGAAUUUAUGUAUUAUGGCUGCAUUAGCGCCUUGUUUUGCUCUUGUUUUUGUAUUUUAUAAGCGUUAGUGUAUUAAGGUACUUUGUUUAAAUCAAAUAUAUUUCAAGUCCCUUUAAGUAACUCUCAGAUUUGAGAUACAAAACUGAAAAGACUUAAAUUAAAGCUCUUAAAAGCACCUUAUUUUUAAGCAAGCAAACAGCAUUUGCAAUCGAAAAGCAUGUGAAAAAAAUUUCUCAACAAUGAACUCAAGUGGCAAAUACUAUCGUUAUUUUUGCACUUAGGUUAUAUUUUGGGUUAGUCGGUUGCACGGAUAGCAUAUUUUGAACUAGUCACGUAGUGGUAUUUCUAAAUCGAAAUAGUAUUUUAAUUUACUUUAAAAUGAAGGGACGAUACGAUGGCGUUUUCUUGCCUUCAUUUCUGGUUCUUCAAAUCCCCAGCACUGAUCAGGGACAGAAGCACGUCCACUGAAGGAAUGUAUGUUUGUGCAUUUCGGUCAUUUAUAUAUAUGAAAACCAAAACCAUUUUGAGAAAUAGAAUCAAUUAUGCAAACCUUAAUAGCUUGAAUUUUAGAAUCUGAUUCAGAACAACAGUUGUCUGUCUAUAUACCACAUUUCGUUCUCCUGCCUCUUUUAAGGUCACUAGGUCACAGUAUGCAGGAAACAGCAAGAACUGUCUAAAUAAAAUAAGUUAACCCUUAUCCUAAAAUGCACUGUUACAAAAAUGCUUCUGAAUGGUUGACAACCCUAAGAAUAGUUAAAAGCCAUGCACAUUGUAUUUACCAGAUUAAAGCCCCUUUUGAGAACAAAAGCAGUAACAACUUUCCCUAUUAGAAAAUGCAGCAAUUCAAAUGUUUUGUUUCUUAACCAAAUGUCACAACUUCUAAUAGAGUGAUGAUAUACUUCAAAGAAUGUAGCCUGAAUCAAUGAAGAAGGAGCUGUGGAAGUAUUCAGAGCGAGAUAUUAUUCAAUACAGGCUUUUAAAGGGAGACAUUUUAACUGUUAAAGACUUUAUACAGCCAAUCACAGCAAAACUUUUUUAAGUAUUAUUUAUUUGAUAGGAAUAAGACUAUAUUUAUUGACAUUUAGGGAGAUAUAUAAUAAAGACUGACUACCAUAAGCAUAUCAUUAAAUAUAUUUCACUUUAUAAGCAAUUCUGAAAAUAUUGUAAUAGUCUCUAAUAGCCUACUUGCUAGUUUGUAAUAUUGCAUAAGGUGUCAUCCCAGUAGAAAAUUAAAUAAAGUGUGAUGUUAUUGAUGCCCAAAAUCUGAAAGCUCUUCAGAAAAUACAUAGCCAAAAAUUUGGGUUAUCACAAUCAAAUAGGGAAAUUAAUUCAUAUAGAUUAGUUGUACAGCAUUUUGCUUUGCCUAUACUGAUGCAUACGGUUAUGAAAAUACAAAAAUAUAUUUACACACCCUAUUGACAGGAUUUAGUGCAUGUAAGAGCAGCUCAGAAGAAAUACAGAUAUAUUUCAAAUGCAUAUCAGAACGGUCUCAUCAUCUGCAUUCAAAUCAUUUAAACUGGCAAGUUCCACUAUAAUUCAGAAUGACGAGGGUACUAUUAUUAUGCCUAAUCCAAAAUAAUAACUGCCCGUGCAAAAAUACCAUUCUGAUCGAGAAGGGGGAGUGGUCACAACGUACGACUACAGAUUCACAAUGAAAAGUGGUCCGGUUUAGAGUCUGACAGGUUUAGCAAGAAUGUGUUGUCUAACGUGAAGUUUAAUAUUAAGAACCACUGUGAAUCAUUUCUGUUUCUGCUUCUUUUUUUCAGUAAUUAUGUGGUGUUGUUAAACCGUUGCAGUUCAACCGUUGUUCUUGCUUCCUUUUUGGUUGUGCAUGCUGGGAAAUUAUUUUACAGAGCAUUAUUAACCUUUGAACAGCCUGUGUAGAUAAAAUAUAACAGAGCCACUUGUACUACAGAGAUUUUAGUGAGGACUACGGCUGGUGUUUAAUGUAAUGCUGCACAAAGACACCAGUUUAUUUUUCCAAACAUAUUUCUCUUACCCAACGUAAAUUAUCUAAUGCACAAAUACCAGAUAAAUACAGUUGUGCUCAUGUUUACAAACCCCAAGCAGAAUCUGUUUAGAAGGGGCUUAGAAUGAAAAAAGAUUUUUUUUAUUUUUAGUACUGCCCUUAAGAUGCCAUAUACUAAAAGAUUUACACAAAUAAUUUAUCCCGUUCAGAAGUUUGCAUACAUCGAGUUUGUAACACUCUGUUGUCUUCUUGAGCGUCAAUGAUUGUUUGCCACCUUUUGUGAAAGCUGCAUGAGUCCCUCAAUUGUUCCGAGUGUCAGAGCUGGAGAUCAGCACUGUAUAGCCACUGUGGGGAAGAACUCAAAUGUGCAGAGCAUGCUGGGAAACCAAAGAACUUGGAUGAUGUUCAUCAAGAACAGUGGGCUGCUUUAGCAUUCAAAACUGAUACAAACAGUCAUUGAUGCUUGAGGAAGAAACACAUGAAAAUAAACAACGGCAUGUGAACAAUUUUGUCUUGUGGAAUAUGAAGGCAAGACACUAGGUGAAUAGGGUAAAAAAAAUUUUUUUACAAUAGAAAUCACUAUUUUUCUCCAGUUGAUUGAUUACAUUUUUUGUAUUUCAAGUGUUGUGAAAUGUUAGGUUUAAAUAUGCACAUGAGGCAUUAACCUAUUAAAUAAACAAAUGUGCAUACAUUUACAGAACAUACAUUAAAAACACUGGAGAAAGCCUCAUUAAAAAUUCUUCUUUCGUAUUAGUGUUAAAUGUUUUUAAAGAGGGAAAUUUGUAUAUCUUUUUUUUUAUCAGUCAAUAUAAAAAGAAAUUUCACGUUUGAAGGGAAGUAAAUGUAUAGAAUCAGGCAUGAAAUAUCUAUUGUGACGGAAAUCUACAUGAACUGCAAUGCAAUAUUCACUUAAAAGUGUAUUUGCAAUUUUGCAUGUUUUCUUUCCACUAGUCUGAAACCACCCGUUACAAAAAGCCAGAUAGCCCAAAAUCUCUAAGAAAUGACCAGUGCAUGAAAAAUCUAUGAUUUUGCCUGUAGUGUCUUGCCUUGUUUCAAACAACUGCAUAAGGGAUGUACUAAAACAUAAAAUAAAAUGUAAUUUCAAAAUUCUUCAAGGGGUUUGCAAAUUUAUAAGCUGAACUGUCCCUUGCAUUCCUGUAAUGGAUAUAUUUGCAUUUAAAGUCUUGUUUUUUAUGCGCCUGAUUAGGCGAACAGUAUAUACCCUUAUAUGUUCUUAGCAGAUAGUGAAGCUGCAUGUAUUUAUCUAUAACCACUGCAGCGUCCAUUCCAUAGAAUCACCAGAGAACAUAUACGUGAUGCACUUAAGCAAUUAUAAUGCCUUUCAGUAUAGUACAAAGGGCAAAUAAUGUAUUUGAAUGUAAAAAUGGCCACCCAACCAAUGUCUAAUUUUUGCCUUUUGUUUCUUUAUCAAAAGUGAGCUUUAAGUUGAAUUUCAUGGCUAGAGAAAUACCACCAUAUCCGUUUAGGUUCUUCCUCACAGCAUUUAUACAAAGCAACUUAAAAGGGAACGUCAAAUGUCUUAUAGCUGUUUCGUAAGAUUCUAUUUUGCUAACAUGCAUUAUUAUUUCAUAGAGGAAGAGGUCAGUAUCUGGAUGUUAUUUAUGAAUAUCUUUAAUGAAGCAAACAUAUUUAUAAGUAACUUCAAGACGUUUUGUUUUUUAAUUAAUAAAUUAAAAAGUUAAUAUAUUUCUAAAAUGCAUGAAGUUGAUUUCUACUAAAAUGAUUAAAACUAUAGAAUUUUUAUUUAUGAAAGUUAGAACAAUCCACACUUCUGACAGCAUAAAACGAGUGGGGUGGGGUUUCAAAGGCUUAUAUUUUAAAAACGCCGGAUAGGUAAUGUGUGCAUUAACAAUGGGAUAACGGCAGAAAUAUUUUAUAGCAUUUGGGGGUAUUUUAGUCACCUCAACUUUGUGCCUCAAUACCGCGUUUUUGCAUAUUAGAAGAGCUCAGAAGUGUUGUGUACUCAUCCUUUAACACAUCAUAGCUGAGUGAAUAAAGGGUCCCUUCCUUUUUUAAUAUUAAAUUGCUUUUUUUUUAAAUGCAAUUGUUAUGAAGUGAUAACAGGCUGAAGUAAAACAGGGUGAAACAAAAAAAUUAUUGUGCAUAGUACAUGCAUACAGCAGUAAUACAAAAAAAAUAAAUUACAUGUAAUGCCGUUCCAAUUUCCAAUAGUUUAACAAUAUGCAUGAAGAAAAAAAAAAAAACUUUUCCGCAAAUCAAAUGUACCGUUAUCAUAUUUGUUUGCAGGUAUGUGAACAGAAUACAGAUUUUGAGCACAUUCACAGUAAUACCGUUAUUUGCAUGUAACAUCUAUCAACCCGUUUUGUCACAUAUAAAUGAGGUUUAUGUACAAACUACUCUCAAGGGUUGAUUCCUACGUUUCAUUAUUACCAAGAGUGUCUCAAACAUGUCAAAGCGGUGAACAAUUGUUUACAAGAUUACACGGAGAAGCAUAUAUAGACUCAGUACUUACUUCAUGGUGAACACGCAUCUCGACUUUGUUUUGGCUCUGUGGUGGCAAUGAUAGUUGUGUAGUGGUUUCAAUUUCAGUCAGACAGGAACAUGGGUUGGGGGUGGGGGUUUAGGCCGGUCACUGACGUGACCUCGCUUGGGAUGAGUUACUCCGGUCCGACAGUCUGUAUUUGGUAGCUUCCAGCACAGUAGAAGUGUUUCAUACAGCUCUCAUAGUGGUCUUAGUGCAUUAGUUUGGUCAAGCAUCUUCUGGUACUAGUGUUCAAUUUAUUGUCGAUAAACGAGGGGUUUGCCAUUUCAUAGACAAGGCUAGCCAAUACUCCACGAGUCGUUUUAAUUUCAUAAUUCAGUAUCGUGUCCACACGCGACACGCAAACUGCAGGUUUUUCCUUAGAACAUGUUCUCUGUGACCUUUGAUCAAUGUAUCUAUGCCAUACUAGUUUUUUUUUUUUUUUUUUUUUGGUUAUUUUCGAGAAAUUGUAUCGUAA
Messenger RNA from Carassius carassius (crucian carp), 8752 nucleotides. RefSeq names its product mex-3 RNA binding family member A (gene mex3a). The record is from RefSeq and is a predicted model, not a curated record. Bases 81 to 1589 code for a protein of 502 amino acids. The transcript is spliced from 2 exons. Lineage: Eukaryota; Metazoa; Chordata; Actinopteri; Cypriniformes; Cyprinidae. Gene Ontology annotation, molecular function: RNA binding.